Molecule: messenger RNA, 2031 nt
Organism: Leguminivora glycinivorella
Lineage: Eukaryota; Metazoa; Arthropoda; Insecta; Lepidoptera; Tortricidae
Product: L-threonine ammonia-lyase-like
Exons: 11
Coding region: 561-1874 (437 amino acids)
Biological process (GO): L-serine catabolic process; L-threonine catabolic process
Molecular function (GO): threonine deaminase activity; L-serine ammonia-lyase activity
Source: RefSeq, a predicted model, not a curated record
UAGAAUGACCUCUCGUUCUGGUCUCGUGCCAGUUUUCCUAGACUCAUCCGCACCGCAUCACAGGUGGCGCUUGCGUUGCCCCAGCAAUGUCCAACGAGUCGUAAUUAUGUAUUACCAGCAGCCUUAGGAGCAAAAUAUUAUAAAUAUUCCUAGCAAGGACGAUUCUUGAUUCCUAGUGAGUAUUAUAUUCUUUGCUUAGCAGUGUUAGCACAUGAUUGCCGCGAGAUACGAGGUCCAGUCCAAAAGUCUCCGAGAGUCUCUCUAUAUACUAAUAAUACUCUUUGGUCUCCGACCCGACAAAUAUGCCCGAUAAAAAAGCUAAGGCAGUAGGCACUCUUUGCCUCGACCGUUUUAAGUACUGGUAGGUUAACCUACCAAUCCCGUACAUUCUUGCAAGCCAUAAAACCGUGGACGUUAUUCUGACAUCUGACACAAAUAGCCAACAAACAAAACCGUAAACACAAAUUAUAGACUCCGCUCCGAUACAAACAUUUCGAAAACAAUAAAAAUUCUAGUGUUUUUAUUACCUUACCCUCGACACUUUUACACAAAGAAUAAAUAUGUCCAAAAGAAUUGAUAAUUAUGAUGAAUUGAGUGACCCUGACAACCCACAAACGAUAAAAUUUGAAGAUAUCCAAGCCGCUCUAGGACGAAUCCGACCUUACGUGCCUGUCACACCCAUUAUACCAUCACAUCAGAGCAAGGCGUUUACAAUGAAUAUUAUUUACAAGAUGGAAAGUGUCCUCCCAUCCGGAAGCCACAAAGAGCGCGGGGCCGUAAAUGCUCUUCUAAAAAUACCGAGGGACAAAAGGAAGGGUGGCUUAGUGAUUGCGUCUCUAGGGAACCAUGCAUACUCGAUGUCGUAUCACGCCGCGCGCCUGAAUAUUCCAGUCACGGCGCUCUUUCCCGACUCCGUUCCCAUUCAGAAGCUGCAGAAGAUCCACACGCUUGGCACUAAGGUGUUGGUGCGAGGGAGCCAAAUCGUAGAUACACACAAAUGUGCCCGAGCCAUGGCGAAGGAAAAGGGACUCCUCUUUAUGAACGGUCGUGACCACCCGGACAUCCUAGCCGGGCUCGGGACUGUCGGGCUGGAGAUCCUGGAGCAGGUACCCAACGCGGACGCGGUGCUGGUGCCCGUCGGCACCGGCGGGCUCAUCGGCGGCAUCGGCACCGUCAUCAAGAGGCUCAAGCCCAACUGCCUUGUUUAUGGUAUACAGUCUGAAGUAAUGCCCGUGUUCGCCAAAGCCCUGGAAGCAGGAGAGCCGGUGACUGUUCCAGAAGUGAACACUAUUGCUGACUGUCUGCAAGUCACCAGAGCUGGUGUCAACGCCUUUCAUAACGCCAAGUCUGUCAUUGACAAAAUGUUGCUUGUAAAGGAAGACUGGAUAGCACGUGCCAUACUAGCGCUUAUAGAGCAGGAACGCUUCGUUGUGGAGGGCGCCGGUGCCUGUCCACUCGCUGCAAUUAUUGGACACAUGGUUCCUGAGCUCAAGACGAAGACUGUCGUAUGCCUUGUUACCGGCGGAAACAUAGACACCAGAUUCCUAGCCCGAUGCAUAGAUAGAGGUCUAGCGGCAGAAGGCCGACUCAUCAAAUUCAGAGUGAUGAUUAGAGACAGUUCGGCUGAACUACACAAACUAGUGAGGAUGAUUUUCGAUAUGGGAUUUACUCUCCAACGCCAUUACCGCGACGCUGUGUGGGUCGAGGGUGACGUGUAUCACGCAGAGAUGCGAAUUGUUGUUGAGGGAAGGAAUAUGGAGCACUCCCUGGAGCUGAAGCGAACGUUGGACAGAGCAUAUCCCGGACUAACAACGUUCGACACAGAACCGUUUAACGAUAAAAGUAUGUGCCCGUGUUACGUUGCCAAGAUGUGAUCAAGGUAAGCAAACUCAUAAGAUACCUACCUAUUUGAAAUAAGGCCGUGGACUGGACGCAAGCCGUGCAGCGAGAAGCAUAACAAGCCCGUUCAUACAUUUGCUUGGUUUGAAUUACUGCAAAACGCGGUAGUAAAAGAUUUAACAAAUUGAACAA